Molecule: messenger RNA, 2484 nt
Organism: Arabis nemorensis
Lineage: Eukaryota; Viridiplantae; Streptophyta; Magnoliopsida; Brassicales; Brassicaceae
Source: the annotation of a GenBank genome assembly
AUGGAGAAACCAAGAUCGAAACCGAUUAAGAAAUUACCAGAGACAAUCCAUUCAUUACUCGAUCAACUCUCUGCACUAACAGUUCAUGUAAAUGAUCAAAACAAACGAAGAAGACAGAUUCUUAAUGAGUUCUUGGAUCUUAAAGGGAACAUUCGUGUGUUUUGUCGAGUGAAACCCUUAGACUCCAAAAACUUGAAAGCACCAGUUGCUUCUGAUACAAGAAACGUAAUAAUCAAGUUAACAGAAACUAAGAGAAAAACCUACAGUUUCGACAGAGUUUUUCAACCCGAUUCAUCACAAGAUGAUGUAUUCUUAGAGAUCGAACCAGUAAUCAAAUCGGUUAUCGAUGGUUAUAACGCUUGUAUUUUCGCGUAUGGACAAACCGGUACUGGAAAAACGUUUACAAUGGAGGGUAUUCCGGAAUCUCCAGGUAUCGUUCCUCGAGCGAUUAAGGGAUUGUUUAAACAAGUCGAGGAAAGCAAUCAUAUGUUUGUAAUCAGCUUUAGUAUGCUUGAGAUUUACAUGGGAAAUCUCAGAGACUUACUUGUUUCUCAAGCUACUAAACCUAUUGAUCCAAUACCUCCAAGUCUUGUGAUUCACACAGAUGCAAAGGGAGAGAUCGAUAUCGAGAACUUAGUGACUAUAAAAGUGAAUGACUUUAAUCAAGUCUUCAAGUUAUACAAAUUAGGUUGUAGAAACAGAGCAACUGCCUCUACUAACUCUAACUCUGCAUCAAGCAGAUCACACUGUAUGAUCCGUGUAUUGAUCACUUGUCUCGGAGCUCCUGAGAGACGGCGUGAAACAAACAAGAUUUGGUUAGUUGAUCUUGGAGGAAGCGAGCGCGUGUUGAAAACCAGAGCCGUUGGUCGUCGUUUCGAUGAAGGCAAAGCAAUUAAUCUCUCUUUAUCUGCUCUUGGAGAUGUCAUUAACUCUCUUCAACGCAAAAAUGGUCACAUUCCUUACAGAAACAGCAAGCUUACGCAAGUUCUGAAAGACUCUCUCGGGCAAGACUCAAAAACAUUGAUGCUUGUUCAUAUAAGCCCGAAAGAAGAUGAUCUGUGUGAAACUAUAUGUUCUUUAAACUUCGCAACAAGGGCAAAGAACAUUCAUUUAGGGCAGGAUGAAUCAAAGGAAGAACAAGAGAAAAAGGAAGCUGUGAUGAUGAAUCUGCAGAAGAUGAUGGAAAAGAUCGAGCAAGAACGCGAGUUAUCGUUAAGAGAGAUGAGAAAUCUAAAUGAGACAUUAGAGAAACUCUCUGGUAAGUCUCAUAUUAUUGAAGAAAAAGAAGGGUUUGUGAUUAGAGAAGAGAUUCAAGUUACUCCAAAGACACCGAAAAACAAAUCAAGACGUGCUUCAGAUGUAUUUCCGAGCUUCAUGAGACCAACAGCUAGUAGCAACAGAAGAUUAUCAGGGAACGAUUUUCGCGUAAUCUCCAAUAGUGCAAGCUUUAAGUCUAGAAGGAACUCAAUGGUAUCUGCUCGAGCCGAAUCUGUUUGUCUACCGGUAAAGAAGAACGGAUUUGAUUCUGUAUGUGACUCAUCAGGCAGGAGUAUUUCGAAUUCUACUUGCGUUAUGCGUCAGAAUACAGCGGAUGAUGCAACGACGGUUUAUAGUCAGGACAUAUCUGAAUGUGACAUUAAGUUGGUUGUUUCUGAGCAAAAGCCAAAAAUACCGGAGAUGAGCCCUGCAUCUGCGAAGAAAGUAAGUUCGAAGAUCGGUAAAUGCGAGAAAAAUGCGAGCCAGAAAGUCGGUAGAACAGAAUUUUCAAGGAUAAACAGUUGGGUUCGUUCGCAAUCCGAAAACAGACCUUACGUGCUUGACAAGAAACAACUUCCCGCGAGUUCUUUACAGGAUAAACUACGAAGAUUAAGCGGGGAUAGAUCACUGGAAAAGUCAUCUACAAAGAGUUUCUCGAGGAAGAAGAUCAUUGGUAACGAGAUCUUUGAAAAAAUGGAAGAUAUAGAAGAGUCUAAAACAGAGGAGUCAGGUAUUAAACCUAAUUUGAUGCUUAAAGAUAUGUUUGAGUUGCAAUGUCUCUGUUCUUCUGAAACAGAGGAUCAUAUUCUGUCCAAAUACCGAAAUCCUGAUGAAGACGACGAUGAUGAAUCUGUAUAUCCUCCAAGUUUAAGAUACGAUGGACUUAGCCAACACAUAGACAAUGUGUGGUUUGGAGUCGACUACGUAGCGGAUUGGGAGCAAGAUUCACCAGCCUCGGUUCCGCUGUUAGAACACGAGUCCGAUCUCAAACAGCAAUUAGCAGAAAUGGGUUUGGAUCGAUCACUCAAACCGGAAUCUCAGAGAGGUUUGGUGUUCACUGAGGAUGUAGCUCCACCAUUUCUUGUACCACAAGAAAACAUUGGAGAAAGAGGAAAAGUUCAUAUGUUUAUGCAGAAACUUCAGGCUUUAUGCUUACGUAUUCUUCUGGGCUUAGGGUUUAUUGGUGUUGGCUAUGGUAAUGACUUCUUCAACGGAUUAACCAAGUAA